AUGGAUUGGCAACCGUCUCAAGAAGGGCUGUCUGACUUGUUGCAGCUGCUGAAGAACUCUGUUUCUCCAAGCACUCAAGUUCAUAAUAUGAUACAAGAAGUAUCCUUUUCAUGUCGUAAGAGAAAAGGCAUUUGCAGACUUGAAGGCUACAACAAAGUUCCUGACUACCCAAAAUGCUUGGUCUAUAUACUCACUCAAGUACAACAAGAAGAUACUUCGACUCGUGCCAUUGCUGGGCUACUACUUAAAAACAAUAUCCGUCACAUGUUUCCGAAUUUGUUGCCGGAAACAUUUUUAUACGUGAAAACAUUAUUAAUAAAAGGACUGGGCGAUCCGGAUCCAAUGAUUAGAAGUAUUGUAGGAAAUGACAUUACGACGAUCGUUUCAAGAGGUGGUUUUGAGUCAUGGCCGGAAUUGCUGCCUACUUUGAUAAGUUUGUUGGAUUCUGAGGAUUACAAUAUAGUUGAGGGCUCAUUUGGUGCAUUACAAAAAGUAUGCGAAGACUCGGCUCGCGAAUUAGACCAAGAAAUCCACGGCACGCGCCCAUUAAAUUACAUGAUUCCCAAAAUUAUUACGUUUUUCGAGUCGCCACACGUAAAACUCCGCGUCUAUGCCAUAUCAUGCAUCAACCAGUUUAUUUUGAUGCGCUCCCAGUCACUGUUUAUCCAUAUAGACGCCUUUGUAGGCGCUCUUUUUAAAUGUGCAACCGAUAAGAACUCUGAAGUUCGCAAGAACGUUUGUCAGGCUCUGGUGAUGUUACUCGAAGUUCGCCCCGACAAGCUCAUGCCUGAAAUUAAUAGCGUGGUUGAAUAUAUGUUAUAUUCCACUCAAGAUCCUGAUGAACAAGUGGCGUUGGAGGCAUGUGAAUUCUGGUUGGCAUUUGCUGAACAACAAGAUCUUCUUGAGGCUCUCCGACCUUUCCUCCCUCGUAUUGUGCCCGUCUUGCUCAAAGGUAUGGUUUACAGUGAUAUGGACCUCUUAGCCCUUGGUGGCGAUGAAGACGAUACCAAUGUACCAGAUAGUGAACAGGAUAUAAAACCGCGUUUCCAUCGUCCAAAGCUACAUGGUUUCGAUCGUCCAGCCGAUGCUAAUGGGACUGAGGGUGGUCCAAGUGCGCAAGCGGCUGCUUUGGAUGUAAUGUCGACUGUAUUCGGAAAUGAACUUCUUGAGAUUUUGUUGCCUUUCUUAAGAGAGCAACUGUUUCAUCAAGAUUGGAAACACAGAGAAUGUGGUAUAUUGGCUCUUGGUGCCGUUUCAGAAGGGUGCAUGGAUGGCGUUACACCACAUUUGCCCAAUCUGGUUCCAUAUCUGAUUCAAACGCUCACCGAUCCCAAGCCUCUUGUUCGUUCUAUAACGUGCUGGACUCUGGGCCGUUAUUGCCGAUGGUGCGUUCAUGCUCCUCCGCCCGAAGAGAACAAAUACUUUGAACCACUUCUUGACGGGCUGUUACGCAGAGUACUUGACAAUAAUAAGCGCGUCCAAGAAGCGGCUUGCAGUGCUUUUGCAAUUCUUGAAGAGGAGGCAUGCGAAAAAUUAAUACCGUACUUGAAUCCGAUUUUGAGUAGUUUGGUAUUCGCGUUCUCCAAAUAUCAGCAUAAGAAUUUGCUUAUUCUAUACGAUGCGAUUGGUACCUUGGCAGAUUCGGUUGAAUCUGCGUUGAAUAAGCAAGAGUACAUUGAUAUUCUAAUGCCGCCACUCAUUGAAAAGUGGCAUUCAUUGAAAGAUGAUGAAAAGGAUUUAUUCCCUCUCUUGGAAUGCUUAUCGUCAGUAACAACAGCUCUUGGCCUGGGCUUUGAACAAUAUGCGCCUCCGGUGUUUGAGAGGUGUCUGAAACUCAUCGAGUCCACUCUGUACCAAUCUCAGUUAUGUCAGCAAAAUCCAACGCUCGAUUUGCCCGAAAAAGAAUUUAUGAUUGUCGCACUCGAUUUACUCAGUGGGUUGGCUCAGGGACUUGGCAGUCACAUUGAUCCGCUAGUGGCAAACAGUAACCCAUCGUUGAUAAAUAUGCUUGGAUUCUGUAUAGUCGUAAGUAGUGUUGGUGAUGGCGUGGAUCCAGUUGACGAUGUACGACAAUCAGCCUAUGCACUCCUCGGUGAUCUUGCCAUUGCAUGUUUCCAUUACAUUCGACCACAUCUCGACAAAUACAUGAGCGAGUUAAUUAAACAAGUUGAUCCCCAUACUGAUCACGUGAGCGUAUGUAAUAAUGCAGCAUGGGCAGCUGGUGAAAUCGCUCUAAAGGCUGGUCCAGAUAUGGAACCAUAUAUCAAUCCUCUGCUAGAACGCCUUGUUCCUUUGUUAAAAAACACGAACACAUCUCGAACUUUGGCUGAAAAUGCUGCUAUCACAACUGGAAGGUUGGGUAGAGCAUGUCCGCAGCUGGCUAUGUCAAUGGAACAUUUUGUUGAGGAUUUAUGCCGAGUGCUAAAACAAAUUCGAGAUAAUGAAGAAAAGGAGACUGCCUUCCAAGGUCUUAUAGAAAUGAUUAAAGUUUAUCCUCCUGGAAUUGCCAAGUCAUUUUACGAGUUCUGCCAAGCAGUUUGUAGCUGGCAGAAUCCAUCACCAGAAUUGAAUGCUUCUUUCAGUAAUGAAUAUCCUCCCACUUCUAUAGCCAUAGACACUCCGUCCGAGAAUACCUUGAAUGAAGAGAGCAAAGAAUGCAUCACUGUCGACGGGGAAAUAGUACCGGCAGAACCCAAGUUCCCCGAUAACUGUUGCAUGAGCGGAUGUGCACAUUGUGUAUUGGAUAUAUAUCAAGAAGAACUGGAAGAGUGGAAGGCAAAGAUUAACGACAUGCGAGAUCGCCUCUUACGUGAAGGCAAACCACUACCUCCCAUUCUUGCAAAACAGCAGCCGGAUAUGCCGCAAGAUGACGUUGAUCCGAGUUUGAAAGCGCUAAUGGAAUUAGAAAAGAAGUUGGCAGCGCAAAGAAAGGGAUAG
Messenger RNA from Paraglomus brasilianum, 2937 nucleotides. The record is from the annotation of a GenBank genome assembly. Lineage: Eukaryota; Fungi; Glomeromycota; Glomeromycetes; Paraglomerales; Paraglomeraceae.